CCUGGCGGGGUGGGGCAAGGUCUAGUGUAGCGACGUCAGGCAGCGCCGCUUCCGUCUGCUGCUGGCCGGAACUGUGGGGGGCAGCUAUGGGGGCGCAGCUUAGCACGCUGGGAGGUAUUGUGAUUUAUCCAGUAUGGCUAGUUUACACCUUCAUCAUGCGGCUCUUCAGGAAACCCCAUCCAGCAAUUACCUUGCAAGACCCUGAAGUGAAAUAUGCAUUAAGACUGAUUGACAAGGAGGAAGUUAGCCAUGAUACAAGGAGAUUUCGUUUUGCCCUUCCAACUCGAGAGCACAUUCUGGGUCUCCCUAUAGGACAGCACAUCUACUUGUCUACUCGGAUUGAUGGGAAUCUGGUCAUCAGACCCUACACACCUGUGUCCAGUGAUGAUGACAAAGGCUUUGUGGAUCUUGUUGUGAAGAUUUACUUUAGAGGGGUCCAUCCAAAGUUCCCUGAUGGAGGAAAGAUGUCUCAGUACUUAGACAGCCUCAAAAUAGGAGAUACCAUUGACUUUAGGGGACCCAGUGGCUUACUUGUCUACCAAGGAAAAGGCAAGUUUGCUAUUCGUCCUGACAAGAAAUCUGAACCUGUUACAAGAACAGUGAAAUAUGUUGGAAUGAUUGCAGGUGGAACUGGGAUAACACCCAUGCUACAACUUAUACGAGCCAUCAUGAAGGAUAAAGAUGAUCCCACUGUUUGCAAUCUUCUGUUUGCUAAUCAGACUGAAAAGGAUAUCCUGUUGCGCCCAGAACUAGAGGAAGUCCGGGUUGAAUAUCCGGACCGCUUUAACCUUUGGUACACAUUGGAUAGAGCACCAGAGAAUUGGGAGUAUAGCCAGGGGUAUGUGAAUCAAGAUAUGAUCAGAGACCACAUGCCUCCACCUCAAGACGACGUUCUGAUCCUAAUGUGUGGUCCUCCUCCAAUGAUCCAGUAUGCUUGCACCCCCAACUUGGACAAGCUGGGGUACAUCAAGGACAUGGUGUUCUCCUACUAAAGAUGACUGAGGGUAUAGUUAUGCAGUAGGGUGGAGAGAGAGAGAUCAUGGAAGGAAAAGCAUUUAAUGGGGAACAAGACAAAAUACACACAAGGGUGGGUGCUACAGUGCUGGGAAGUUCCAUUUCAAUUAUAAAUGCUUAUGUCUUCGUGGCUUAGCAGACUUAAAGUGUUAGAAUAUAUUAUGUUUCAUGCUGUACCAAAACUUGGUACAGCAUGAAUGUCACCAUAUUGUAGUUGGACAGUGGUGUGUGGUACUCUUUUACAGUGCACAUACCACUUGCAUCUGACAGAAAGACCACUGAAUUAUAUUCAGUCUCCCAGCCAAUAGUAAAAGUUUCUUGGAGAAGAACUAUUAUGUUGACUUAAUGCUAUAAUCAGGAGUAACUAAUUACUUACCAACACUGUACAUCUGGUAUUUCACGAGGUUGAGAGUGCAUGUUUAUGUACCUUGCUAUACCAAAUCAUAAUCCUCACAACGCUUUUAUAGUAGGAGGGCCAAGAGCACCUGCAUCAUCCAGCGCUCCUUACAGCAGCAAAAGCUUCAGGCUAACUUUUGGUUGAAGGUUGGCAGUUAACUGGUUGCAAUAGAAGUGCAAGGCAUCACUUUAACACACAGCAGUAUGAAGAACAGAAGAGUUUACUUCCAGUUUUCUGUGUUUCAGAUUUUUAAAAAAGUAUGAAGAGUAAACCUUUUCCAGCUAGCCACCUGUUGUAACCAUUCCCAUCCCAUGGCACUGAAAUGAGGUCUUAAAAGGCAGAAGGCUUUGUGCACUAAUUCUUUGAAGAAUUGGGGGUGGAGGGGUGUCUCGGGGUUGUUUUUUUUUUUUUUUUUUUACUCGGAAGAGCUGAUGGUGCUGUUGUGGAAAAAGAACAGUUGUGCGUGUUCCCUCUGCAGGAAAUCUAUCUAUAUAGAUCUGACAGGUGAGUCCCUUUUCUCUAGGACUUCCCUUCUGACCUUUCUCCGCUACUGUGCUCAGCAAUGACUGCACAGAAGGCAGUUCUUCACUGUGCUGUGUUUAACCACAUAGUCUGUUGUCCUUGUAUACAAUUACUCCUCCUACCUAUACCGUAAAAAAAAAAAAAAAAAAAAAAAAAAAAAAAAAAAAUCAGGGCCUCCACCCUACAUGCUUUGCUCAAGCAAAACUCAAGUAGAAGUCUGCCUGGAAAAGCUGUUGUCAGCUCAAACUUAAGUCAAACUGACAGCAACUUUAAAAUGUCUCUCUGAAUCCAAAAGUGCUUCUUAAGGACAGUAGUUUGAUGUAGCUGAGAGUUAAGCAGCUUGUACCUAAUAUUAAUGCAUCUCAUAACCAAAAUUUUCUACCUUCAAGAGGUAGAGAUACUCCCACGUCUGAAAGUGAUCCGCAGGCCAAACUUAAGUAAUAAGAUCUUGUUCUGAUAAAUAAAAUGAUGAAGGCUGGAAGCAUUUACUUGCCUGCAAAGUACUAGUUAAAGGCUGCUUCUGUUGUUGAGUGAUCUCUAAUUUUCAUUGUACAGAGAUACAAGUCACUAUCUGAGAUAAUUUGCCAUGUCCUCUGUGCCUACGUACAAGCUUGGCUUUCUCUACUUAAGGCUAAUUUCUGGUUUGACUUCAGUGAGGAAAAGCUAAACCUGUGACAAAUAAUUCUAUUAACUUAAUUUUAUUAGCCAGGCCUCUGCCUGGGACCUCUUGACUUAUGUGCUUCUUGUAGUCUGAAAUUUGUUCUUUCAAACAACCGUAUAUUAUAUACCAAUAAUUUCCUCUACAAGUUUAAAUCUGUCUUUGUAACAAGUAACCAGUGAAAAUUUAAACAGUGAUCAUUCAUUCAUAUCCAUGUGGGGGAAAACAUACCCAAAGACCUUGUCAUAACUGUAUUAACACUUAAUUUUGAUGAGUAACUUCAGCUGGUCAAUUGUAAGCUGUUUUGUAUUCCUUAUCCUGCAUAUCUAGCUACUGGGCUUUUUUCAAAAUGUUUGUGCAAGAAAUAAAAUAUUUUACAGUGGA
Molecule: messenger RNA, 2975 nt
Organism: Alligator mississippiensis (American alligator)
Lineage: Eukaryota; Metazoa; Chordata; Crocodylia; Alligatoridae
Product: NADH-cytochrome b5 reductase 3
Exons: 9
Coding region: 87-992 (301 amino acids)
Cellular component (GO): mitochondrion
Molecular function (GO): oxidoreductase activity; FAD binding
Source: RefSeq, a predicted model, not a curated record